CGCUUCGUAGGCCAUUGGCAUCGAUUGUCGGCGAUCUCCUGCCCGUGUUUCUUCCUUCGCACCGAGACCUCGCAGCUGCACACACGCCGCUUCCCAGUCCUGCCCGCUUCACCAUCGCAUGUCGCACCAGCGCGCGGCAAUGUUACCUGCACAUUGUGCCUCACAACUGCUCACGACUCACGACGCGAAUUUGUUGCUGCCUGCACGAUUUUUGUACACGUAACACGUGAACUGUUACGUGGGAGCGCGCGCCCGUCUAGGGGGAAUUCGCCCGUGAGUUGCCGGUCUGAGCAUCGAUCACCGUGCGAAGCGCAACCAACUUCACCCCGUCGUCGUCGCCGCGGAGUUGUUUAUCGGCAAAGCGAACCUUCGGCAUUGUGUUUACGCGAAACGCGGAGAAGUGCGAUUUGUGAAGACAAAUCCUGCUUCGCGUGGAUAUCCAGUGGGGACACACCCGAGUGUAAACGGAGUCGGUUAAUCAUUGCGCGAUCAAGAAUGGUUCUCACGAAAGAGUAUCGCAUUUGCAUGCCGCUUACUACGGAAGAGUACCGCAUCGGCCAGCUAUACAUGAUCGCCAGACAUAGUCAUGAGCAAUCUGACAAUGAUGAAGGGGUGGAAGUAGUAGAAAAUAAUGCUUGUGAAGAUCCUGUUCACGGAAAGGGACAGUACACUGAAAAAAGGAUCCAUCUGUCAAGCAAACUCCCAUAUUGGAUACAAUCUAUUCUACCACGGAUAUUUUAUGUAACAGAGAAAGCAUGGAACUAUUAUCCCUUUACUAUUACAGAGUAUACUUGUUCCUUUAUACCAAAGUUUCAUAUAGCGAUAAAUACACGAUACGAGGAUAACAACGGCUCCACAGAAAAUUGCUUAGGAUUGUCGCCCAUUGAAUUGAUUCAUCGAGAAGUCGAUUUUGUGGAUAUUGCAUACGACGAGAUCUCCGCGAAACAUUACAAAGAGGAAGAGGAUCCAAAGUACUUCCAAUCUAAAAGAACGGGCCGGGGUCCCCUGGUUGAAGAUUGGAGGGACACAACACAACCCAUAAUGUGCUCGUACAAAUUAGUUCAUGCCUCGUUUGAAGUCUGGGGUAUGCAAACACGAGUCGAGGAUUUUAUACACAGAUGUAUAAGGGACAUUCUAUUGCUGGGUCAUAGACAAGCUUUUGCUUGGAUCGACGAAUGGUAUGACAUGACUUUGGAAGAUGUACGGCAGUACGAGCAAAAAAUGCAAGCUGAAACGAAUGAGAAAGUUAGGCUAAAAAAUCAACUCAAUGAGCAAAAAAACACUGGAACACCGUCCUCAUCUGUGCCAACUACACCGAAAUCACCCACGCAACGAUCGUGGUUCUCUUGGUCGUAGCCACAAUUAGCGCGAUAAUUGAUUCUGAGCACUGCGGCAACUUGCUUCGGUUAAUACUACGCGA
Pogonomyrmex barbatus (red harvester ant) is the source of this 1420-nucleotide messenger RNA. RefSeq names its product cytoplasmic phosphatidylinositol transfer protein 1 (gene rdgBbeta). The record is from RefSeq and is a predicted model, not a curated record. Gene Ontology annotation, molecular function: phosphatidylinositol binding; phosphatidylinositol transfer activity. Gene Ontology annotation, biological process: phospholipid transport. Gene Ontology annotation, cellular component: cytoplasm. NCBI's taxonomy places the organism in Eukaryota, Metazoa, Arthropoda, Insecta, Hymenoptera, Formicidae.